AUGUCAGCGGUGGAAUCAGAUAACGAAGUCGAGGUCGAGCUCUACAAUGGAUUUGGUUCGGCUCCACUUCUGAGAAACUUGUCGCUGGGCAGAAGAACCAAGAAAAGGUGGUCAUUCCACAAUAGUACCAAGCCAAAUUUGGUCGAGAGACCCCCAGGAUUCAACACCAAAAGAAGGCUCAGUGACGUGACAGGAAUCGACGGGGUGCAUAAGGAGAUCGAUCCGUACCAUAUCUCUCCCGCUCAACUCUACUCAACCGAGUCCGGACGGUUGUUCCAUGCUGGUAAGAUCUGUAUCGCAUUGGCGGGUUUGCCCGGACGAGGAAAGACCCACUUAUCGGUGUCGCUUACUCGGUACUUGCGUUGGUUGGGUGUCAAGACCCACAGUUUUCACUUGGGUGACUAUCGUCGUGCCACAGCUCCCCAAGACGACUUGGACCAUGCAUUAUAUGUUAUGCAUCCCAACAACGAGAAGGCUACCGAUUUCCGCAACAAAACUGUCGACGACUGCUUGAAUGAUAUUUUGAAUUUCUUCGAAAAGGACAAGGGCCAGGUUGCCAUCUACGACGCAGUCAACGCAUUGCCUGAGUAUAGAAAGCAGCUCCAUGAGAAGUUCCGCAGCUUGAACAUUCAGUGCAUCUUCAUUGAAUCAACCGUCACCGAUGAGAAAAUGCUUAUCAAGAAUAUGGAAACUGCUGCCAGAUCGUCGCCCGACUAUGUCAACUGGGACUACGAUAAGGCCUACAAAGAUUACUCUGACAGAAUCAAUGCUUUGACUCCUUACUACAAGGAAAUGAAGCUGGAGGGUGCUGAUGCUGAGCUCUCAUAUAUUAAGAUGAUCAAUUUUGGUGAGCGUAUAGAGUUACACAACUCCAAUUACGGUUACUUGAUCAAUAAGGUUGUGUUUUUCUUGAUGAACUCGCGGAUUAAACUGGGUUCAGUGUUCUUUGCCCGAUGCUACAAGAACGAAUUGGACUUUUCCAAGGACCCUCCGUUAGAUGAUGCCGGUGUGGCGUACGCUAGAAACAUCACCAAAACGAUGAUGAAGUACCAAGCUGCCAAGGGCAGUCCGUUCCCCAACUCGCCUGAAGGUUUGUUGAGUCCGCCUCUCAAAAAGUCGUUGUCUACUGAUGAAAGACAUCCACCAACUGGAGCUGAUGGAGUGGAUGAUGACUCGUUUGUCGUGUGGACUUCUGUCAAGAGAAGAACCAUCGAGACUACUAAAUAUUUCCGUGAGAUGGGAAUUAAAGUCAGACACAGAAUCCAGUUGCUGCAGAAAAACCCUGGCUUAGUUGGAACUAUGAGCGAGGAAGAAAUCGCAGAGAAGUUCCCCUCUGAGUACGAACUGUUUUUGAAAGACCCCUACCACCACAGAUUCUCCCGGGCGGAGCUGUAUCAUGAUUUAGCCAUCAAGAUUGAGCCGUUGAUUCUUGAAAUGGAGCGCAUGUCGGGCGAUAUCUUGAUUAUUGCAGAUGAGACCGUCCUUAGAGUGUUGCAUGGGUACCUCAUGGCAUGUUCGUGUUACGACAUUCCCUCUCUUGAAUUCAACACAGAUGAGAUCAUCGAGGUGAAGUAUAGUGCCUAUUCAAAUUCUGCCUCGCGGAUCCCCAUCGAGAAGUUCGAUGCGUAA
Molecule: messenger RNA, 1629 nt
Organism: Sungouiella intermedia
Lineage: Eukaryota; Fungi; Ascomycota; Pichiomycetes; Serinales; Metschnikowiaceae
Source: the annotation of a GenBank genome assembly